This is a messenger RNA of Leguminivora glycinivorella, 726 nucleotides long. RefSeq names its product translation initiation factor IF-2-like. The record is from RefSeq and is a predicted model, not a curated record. The transcript has 2 exons. Lineage: Eukaryota; Metazoa; Arthropoda; Insecta; Lepidoptera; Tortricidae. The coding region runs from base 1 to 726 and encodes 241 amino acids.
AUGGAUGAGAUUGUGAAAGCAUUGAAAGGUAUGAAAUCAGGUAAGGCUGCAGAAUAUGACAAGGUCUCCGCUGAGAUGCUGAAGGCUGGACAGGGCAUUGUGGUAAAGGCUCCAAAUAAUGGAAAUGAAAUCCGACAACCUCCACUGCAGUUGAGUGAUGGCUCCGUCGUCGCUCCAGCUCGCCCCGAGGCCCCCAAGCCGGGGGCCCCGACCACCACCACAUCACACAGCAGCCACGCGUCUGCCGCAGCGCUCGCUGUGGCAAAAGGACAGCAGGCCGCACCCCGCGCGGCCCCCAGCACCUGCAGAACACGCAAGCCGAGCGCUGGCCCCCGCAAGGGCGCCAAACGCGCUCCUACUCGCUCCGCGGCGCCCCCACAGGGUGCCGCGGAAUCUGCCAACCCAGCACCCGCCGCAGUCUCCCCGACCGGCCCCGGACCACCGGCCGGCCACUGCCCCCGACGGCAGUCCGCCGCGCCGCUACACGCGCGCCCGCCGGACGAACGCCGCCACCGCUGCCAGCCCUCACGAGCCGACAGCCCAGGACGACGAGCAGGGUACCUCGUCGCCCCCGACAACCCACGCAAGCCUAAAGGACACCAGCCACCCCACAAGGACGACGGAAAUGGAGCACCCGUCGCCCCCACUACGCCGCUGACAGGCCACCUGCCAGCCGCAGACUGGCCACCAACACCAACGGCGGCCAGUUCAAGAAGCCACGCCUAG